AUGACGACCACAUUGAACGGCAGCGGCAGGAAUGCUUACUCGCCCAGCAAUGGCCACGCCGCUGCAAGCUCUUGGUUGGACACGGCUCGCAACGGCUGGGCUCCCCAGAGCGAUCUGAAUUCUGGCAUCACUCUGGAUGGCUCAUCGUUGGACUUGGCCAGACUGAUGGGCUUGGUCGUGUAUCGACGCACCCCACAACUGGCAACGGAUCGUCGAGAGGAUAUGGACGCAUCCGUAGCCAGCCUGGAAAGCGAGCGCAAGACCGAAAACGCCAUCUACGGCGUCAACAUUCCUUUUGGUGCAGGAGCUUACACCACUCUGGACCACCAACAGCUACAACAGCAACAGAGAAUUGAUCGAGCUUUGAUCACGUUGAUCAAUGGCGACCUUGGAGCCGACAUGCUGCGACUGACCCAGACGCCGCAGGUGGCCUCCCAGGCUUCGAUGCCUCUUCCUGCACCAGCGCCCAUCUCGGCGUUUGGGCCGGAUAACUCACGCCUAACCAUGCCUGUGGCCUGGGUCAGAGCUGCGAUGGUGUUGCGCAUCAACUCGCUGCUCAGAGCAGCAUCCGGGUGCAGGUGGGAGGUUGUAGAGCGGCUCAGAGAUCUGCUCGAUCGCGAGCUAUACCCCGUCAUCCCGAUCCGCAAUUCCAUCUCGGCGAGCGGCGAUCUUUCGCCGUUGGCAUAUGUCGCAUACGCCGCAGCUGGUAGCAACAAGGUGCAGAUCCUCAAUGGAGCCACUGGCAAGGUCGAUACCGCUGAUAGCGCUCUCGCAGCGGCAAAGCUUGAGCCGGUGUUCCAACUGCGUCCACGAGAGAUGCUCGCUUGUAUCAACGGAACUGGUGCUUGCCUCGCCGUCUCUGCCUUGGCUCUAGAUCGUCUGCAAGGCCUGGCUUUUGCCACGCACGUCGUCACUGCGGUCAUGUGUGAGGCGCUCCUGGCAUCGCCCAGUUUCCUCGAUCCUUAUCUUCACGACGUUGCCCGACCGCAUCCGGGUCAGUGCGAGUCGGCUAGCAUUCUUCGUCAGCUGCUCGGCACCGAGUCGGCAGGUUUGCGCAACGAGCUGCUGCGUCACCACGACCAAGACCCACUCGAAUUUAUUUGGAGCCUCACUGCCCAGCCUGUGCUCGAGCAGCGCUUUGCAAGCAAGCGUAAUGGCAGCUCGUUCGCCGCGCCCACAAAAGUCGGCCAGCCGGCAGCGGCUAGCUACCUGCGUCAAGAUAGGUACCACCUGCGCUGUGCUCCUCAAUACAUUGGUCCCGCUCUCGAAGAGCUGCGUGCCGCGCACGACACGGUUCAGAUCGAGCUCAACAGCGUCACGGACAACCCGCUACUCAAGCCUGGCACCACCUCUUCGAGCAUAAACACAGCCAUGGUGCACGGCGGCAACUUUAUGGCGUCCAGCGUGGGACACUCAGCCGAACAGAUGCGCGCUACCACAUGCACCCUCGGCCGCCUGCUGCAUGAGCAGCUUACAGGCGCGAUUGACCCGUGCAAAUCUAACGGUCUACCCGCGUACCUGGCCGCGUACGGCGCCGACAACCCGGCCAUGACAGGAGGCCUGCGCAGCCUGGACAUCGCCAGCUCGUCCUACCUUGCGGAGCUGACCUUCUUGGGGCAACGGCUGAUCCAUCUCAAUCGCAACGCCGAGUGCGGCAACCAGAGCGUGAACAGCAUGGCUCUCGCUUCGGCACGGUAUACGCUGGAAGCGGUGGAUCUGCUCACCACCAUGUGUGCCAGCACGUUGUUGGCAGCGUGUCAGGCGCUGGACUUGCGCAGGCUCACCGUGCGCUUCUUCCGAGCGCUCAGCGAGCAUGUGCUGGCCCUACUCGAGAUUGCGGGUCAGAAGAUGGGCACGCCUGGGCUGCCGGCAGACUUGCAGAGGGAUACGCUGUUUAGACUGUUCGCAACCUGGAAUGCCCACUGGCCGGUGCAGCUAGAGGAGCGCGUCCGGAGAGCCGUCGAGGCCGCACUACCCUCUUUGGCUGUCUGGGCUCUCACACAGGUGCAAGACGCGAGCUCGCCGCAGACUGUCCAGUCUGCUCUCGCAGAUCUCGACCAAGGCCUCACCAACUGGCUCAUGACGGCAUGGGCCAACACAAUGGACAUGUACACCGCCCAGUCAGCCGCUGGCAAUGCUGAAAGCGCAGCGCUGAUCGACCUUCACCAUUCGGCUGCCUCGCUGCGCAUCCUCCGAUUUGUACGCCGUGACCUCGGCAUCCCGCUCGAUGCCGGUGGCGGCCUGCAGGCGAUGCACUCUGACAAAGCGCAGCACGCGUUUGCCACGUACGGCCACAGCGUUUCCCAGUUGGCUGCUGCGUUCAGAGACCGCAGGAUCGACGUGCUUUGGCACGAGCUGGCUCAGGACUUUUAG
Mycosarcoma maydis (corn smut) is the source of this 2373-nucleotide messenger RNA. RefSeq lists its product as uncharacterized. Gene Ontology annotation, molecular function: ammonia-lyase activity. The transcript has a single exon. Lineage: Eukaryota; Fungi; Basidiomycota; Ustilaginomycetes; Ustilaginales. The record is from RefSeq and is a predicted model, not a curated record. Bases 1 to 2373 code for a protein of 790 amino acids.